Messenger RNA from Penicillium lagena, 1767 nucleotides. RefSeq lists its product as uncharacterized. Bases 1 to 1767 code for a protein of 588 amino acids. The transcript is spliced from 5 exons. The record is from RefSeq and is a predicted model, not a curated record. Gene Ontology annotation, molecular function: medium-chain fatty acid-CoA ligase activity. NCBI's taxonomy places the organism in Eukaryota, Fungi, Ascomycota, Eurotiomycetes, Eurotiales, Aspergillaceae. Gene Ontology annotation, biological process: fatty acid metabolic process.
AUGCAAUCGAUCACGCUUCCUCCACGGGAUCCUCCUCAACAGAGUCGCCAUGACUACUCAAAGUUGCCUCAGCAUGUUGGAGAUACCAUUCUACCCAAUUUUUCCAUAUUCAAUCGUCUCCUUUUCUUUGCUGGAAAUCGCGAUCAUCUCGUGGUCAACGAUGUCACGAAUGGCCUGAAAGCAACGCAUCGACAGCUCCUCUCUGAUGUACUGCACCUCCGCAAUGCACUCCAGGACCGUCUGGAUCCGGAUACUAGACUCCGUCUUUUGCAAGGCGACGAGGUUGCUAUAAACCUACUUGCAUCGGGAGGCUAUGAAUUCGCAACUGCGUUCCUCGCAUUGCUUGCCUUGGGCGCGGUAAUCGUGCCGAUUUCCGUCAAUGUACCUCUCGAGGAAGCAAUGUACUUCGCCAAAACCUCUCGAUCGGUCGGUAUCGUCUGCUCGACGAAGUGCGCAAAGCUGGGGAACGACCUUGCCAGUGCUAUGAAUGCAUCAAGCAUGCCCGGGUUUAUCUCUAUGGAGAUUCGUCCGCAUAUCUGUAAGCCGCAGAUUCCUGUCGCUCAGAUAGCUAUCUCGUCAGACCACUUCCUUGACUACCUCGGAGCGGGACUGGUGAUCUUCACCUCGGGGACGAGUGGUCCGCCGAAGGGUGCUAUCAAACGCCGCUCAUUCCUUGACAUGAAUGCCUCGGCAAUCGCACAAUGGUACCAUCUCCAGGAAACAGACGUAGUUCUGCACACUUUGCCCGUGCACCACGCCACAGGAAUCGGAAUUAGUUUCAUGCCUUUUCUCCUCGCCGGCGCGGGGAUCGAAUUCCAGUCUUCGGGGUUUAACCCAGCCCACAUCUGGGAGCGCUGGCGACAGGGCGGCCUCACCAUCUUCUCUGGUGUUCCAACCAUGUACAUGCGCAUGAUGAGAUACUUCGACGAGAACAUCUCCAAACGGUCUCCCACAGAAAUCCAGUCUUAUGCGGAUGCGGCCAGGUCCUUCCGGAUAAUGAUGUCCGGUAGUGCGGCGCUACCUUUUUCGCUACAGACUAAAUGGAUCAAGUUGUUGGACGGCAAGCGGAUUUUGGAGCGGUAUGGAGCCACGGAGUUUAGCAGUGUGUUCAGUGUCAAGCCUGGUGAUUCGAAGAAUCCAGAUGUAACGGACCCUUCUUUUUCAUUUGCUUUCCUAGCUGAUUAUGGUCGACAGGGCUCCGUAGGAAAGGCCUUCUUUGGUCUACAGGUGAAGUUGUCUGGUGGAAACGAGGGAGAAGUACUGGUGAAGAGCCCGCACAUGUUCAGAGAGUACUUGUACAAUCCCGCCGCUACCGCCGCUGCCUUCACCCCAGAUGGCUUCUACAAGACUGGAGAUAUAGCCCGCCGUGAGGGAGACUACUACUUCAUUCUUGGACGAGCCUCAAUCGACAUUAUCAAAUCAGGUGGCUACAAAAUCUCCGCUCUGGACAUUGAGCGCGAGAUCCUCGACCUCCCCUAUAUCGGCGAGGUCAUGGUAGUCGGAGUCGAAGAUGAAGAGUAUGGACAGAAAGUUGCCGCUGCAAUUACCCUGAGAGAUGGCGUCUCAUCUGUGUCUUUGGAAAAGCUGCGGACGGAUCUUCGCUCGCGCCUGGCUGGGUACAAAAUGCCCACGAUCUUGCGUGUGGUGGAUGAAUUCCCCAAGAGUGCAUCUGGAAAGGUUGUGAAGAGGAUUUUGGGCAAGAAGUUUUUCUCGCAGCUCGACGAUCCGAGUAUCCAGAUCUGGCGAUCUCGACAGUCUAAGAUUUAG